AUGACUGAGAAAACUACUCUUACGUGUUUUCAUUGCAGUGCAUCGUUUACCAGAAAAGAUAAUUUGGUUCGUCAUAUCAAAAACUUUCAUCUUAAUCCAAAAAUAAAUAAGAAAAAUGUCAAAGUUAAAGUAAGACGAAUUGUAUGUCCUCUGUGUAAUGUGAUUAUACCUGGUAAAUUCUCCAAUUUUCACCACCAUCUAACACUAAUACACAAUGUUAAUCUUGAGCAACAAUGUGUUACUUUCAACUCUUUCAGUGAAUUCCAAACAUGGAAGUUGGAAGAGGAAAACAAAACGAUGUCUAAAUUCGUGAAACGUAGGAGAGAAUAUACUCGGAAGAAUGGUAGUACUGUCGGAUAUUACGUCUGUCACCGCAGUUUUCAUUUCAAAUGCACGAAAAAAAGAAAAACAUCUCGAAGGAAAAAUCGUGGAUCAAAUAAAAUCGGAUAUGCAUGUUCAGCUAACAUGAAAGUGACGAAAACAAAUCAACAAAUCACAGUAAACUAUUGCAAUUCACAUGUUGGUCAUUGCUGUGAAGUUGGUAGGCUAACGUUGAAUGCUGAAGAAAAAGCUGAAUUAGCAGGUAAAAUGAAACAAGGUGUUCCGUUGUCCAGAGUUUUGGAUGAUAUCCGAGAAGAGGAGCCUACCACCAUUAAAAGAAUACAUCUCACUGACAGAAAUGACCUCCAUAACAUAAAAAAAACUUAUGGAAUUAAUUGCCCUUUGAGGUACGAUAAUAACGAUCCUACAAGUGUAGCUGUCUUCAUAGAGAAAAUGAAAAUGAAUGAAAAAGGCAACCCAAUAAUUUUUUUCAAAGAUCAACAAACGGAGCUGGAAUCGUUUGAGAAAAAAGAUUUUAUUCUGAUAAUGAUGUCCGAGUUCCAAAAGGAAAUGUUUGUAAAAUAUGGCCAUCGUUGCGUCUGUAUUGAUGGUACUCAUGGAUUAAACGAAUAUAAAUUCAUUUUGUACACCAUCGUAGUCUUGGAUGAAUUUGACAACGGAAUCCCAGUGGCAUUCUGCUUUAGUAAUCGCGGCACGCUUCAAUUGUAUACGCUUUUCUUUGAAAAAGUCAAAGAAUCCUUGGGAAAAACGAUUACUACGAAGAUAUUCAUGUCCGAUGGCGAAGUCACCUUUUACACAGCUUGGGCUGCAGUUAUGGGUUCAGCUGAGCGGCAAUUGUUGUGCUUGUGGCAUCUGUAUAAAACGUGGAACCAACAUUUUCCGAAGAUUGAUGACUUGAACAAAAGAAAACUAGUGAAAAAAACGUUGUAUGCAGUAGCAGCUGAACCUAAUGUUGAAAAUUUUUGCCAAGAGUAUAAAAACUUUUUGAAGCAGUUGGAAGAAGACGAAGAUACUGUUAAAUUUUAUAAGUACUUGAAUGAUUAUUAUACUAAAAACACUGAAUCAUGGGCUGCCUGUUACCGAUCUCAUGCUGUAAUUCAAACGAACAUGCAUUUGGAAAGUUUUCAUAAAACGAUCAAGUAUCAUUACUUGAAUGGUAAACGAUGCUCGCGAUUGGAUAAUACUAUUUAUCAGCUGUUCCGCUACCUUCGAGAUAAGAAAUAUGACCAUCUUAUAAAGUUAGCCAAAGAAAAACCCACGAAGAAAUCCAAAGCCAUCCGAGAAAGUCAUGCUAAAUCUGCUGAUUAUAUCAAUUCAGUAGAAAUAAUUGACAAUGGAAAAUAUCAAGUCAAGGACUACGAGGUCACGUUACAACAACCUGAACCAUGCUGUUUUCAUGUAUGCAAAGAAUGCAAAAUCUGCAUUUGUAUGUACGUGUGUUCAUGCAGAGAUAGUCAGAUCAAUAGAAAUAUGUGUAAGCACAUUCAUGCUUGUGUGCAAAAAGACGAAGAGAUCAAUCAAGAAUUGGCCGAUGAUGAAAAUUGUAACUCUUUAUCCGUAGUACCUACCAACAGCGAUAUACCUACCAACAGUGUAACAGAAAACAGCAACCAGAACCUAUUGUUGGAAAGUUACCACUUCGGAGACGAAAUAUUACCAACUGUUCAAAGAGAAUCUUUAGAUGAUGCAAAAGUUGAUUUAAUUGCUCGCUGUAAUGUAAUUUCUGGUUAUUUAUCCAACCGAAGUGUAAAGAAAGAAAGUAUUGACAUCGUCAGGAAACUACUAGAUCGAGCGACAGCAGUUUUAAUGGAAGAGGAAAAUUCAGAGAAAGAGAAGCGUUCGAAUCCUGUCAACACGAACAGUAAAAUAGAAAAGCAGACGUAUCUAACUAUUAAUACACAAAAGUUGGAGCCUUUGUCUCCCUUUUGCGCCGAUUGUACGGCCGUUUUUGGUUUUUGCGAAUGA
This is a messenger RNA of Planococcus citri (citrus mealybug), 2307 nucleotides long. RefSeq lists its product as uncharacterized. The record is from RefSeq and is a predicted model, not a curated record. NCBI's taxonomy places the organism in Eukaryota, Metazoa, Arthropoda, Insecta, Hemiptera, Pseudococcidae. The transcript has 4 exons. Bases 1 to 2307 code for a protein of 768 amino acids. Gene Ontology annotation, molecular function: zinc ion binding.